Anguilla anguilla (European eel) is the source of this 5604-nucleotide messenger RNA. RefSeq names its product erythrocyte membrane protein band 4.1 like 5 (gene epb41l5). Gene Ontology annotation, cellular component: cytoskeleton. The transcript is spliced from 26 exons. The record is from RefSeq and is a predicted model, not a curated record. Lineage: Eukaryota; Metazoa; Chordata; Actinopteri; Anguilliformes; Anguillidae. Gene Ontology annotation, molecular function: cytoskeletal protein binding. The coding region runs from base 317 to 2662 and encodes 781 amino acids.
GUCAUUUCCUGUAAGGAAUUCUGUCUCCCGGAGUUCUUUUUUAGCUUCUAAGAUUGUAUUAUCCGAGAGGACCAAAUUUCAUCAUAGGCCACUUGAAAUGGGGGACGUAGUGAACUCACUUGUUUUCUAAAUGUUGCCAAUUCAUGGUUCCGUCGCUGGAAUAUCGUACAGUCUCUUCCCUUUUGUAAGGUCGGCUUUGUCUCGGGAGCUUGGAUCUACAAGUGGAAGUCGCCGACAGUCCGCUCGGUGCGUGUCGGAGUUCUUUCAUCUGUUGCUUCAGCAUCGCGACAGAGGUAGGCCCCUGUAGGCCGCGGCCAUGCUGAGUUUCCUUCGCCGGACGCUGGGCCGGCGGUCCAUCCGCAAGCAGACGGACAAGGCCCGCCUCCGCGAGGCCCAGAGGGCCUCCACGCACAUCCCGGCCGCCGGCGACGCCAAGUCCGUCAUCACCUGCCGCGUGUCGCUGCUCGACGGCACCGACGUCAGCGUGGACCUGCCGAAAAAAGCCAAAGGGGAAGAGCUCUUCGACCAGAUCAUGUAUCACUUGGACAUCGUGGAGAAGGACUACUUUGGACUGCGGUUCAUGGACUCCGCACAAGUUCCGCAUUGGCUGGACAUUACGAAGAGUAUCAAAAAACAAGUCAAAAUCGGUCCUCCCUACUGCCUCCACAUGAGGGUGAAGUUCUAUUCCUCAGAGCCCAAUAACCUUCAUGAGGAACUAACCAGAUACCUUUUUGUGUUACAACUAAAGCAAGAUAUUCUCAGUGGAAAGUUGGAGUGUCCGUUUGACACAGCGGUGGAGCUGGCAGCCUUCUCCUUGCAGGCUGAGCUGGGCGACUGCGACCCUGCGGAGCACGCUCUGGACCUGGUGUCGGAGUUCCGCUUCAUGCCCGAGCAGACGGAGGACAUGGAGGUGGCCAUCUUCAACACCUGGAAGGAGUGCAGGGGCCAGACUCCUGCACAGGCAGAGAUUAACUACCUGAACAAGGCCAAGUGGCUGGAGAUGUAUGGAGUGGACAUGCACAUGGUCAAGGCUCGAGAUGGGAAUGAGUACAGUCUGGGCCUGACCCCCACGGGAGUCCUGGUGUUUGAGGGCGAGACCAAGAUCGGACUCUUCUUCUGGCCCAAGAUCACCCGUCUGGACUUCAAGAAGAGCAAGCUGACCCUGGUGGUGGUUGAGGACGAUGAGCAGGUAAUGCAGGAGACAGAUGAGGGGAAGGAGCAGGAGCACACCUUCGUGUUCCGCAUGGACCACCCCAAGGCCUGCAAGCACCUGUGGAAGUGCGCGGUGGAGCACCACGCCUUCUUCCGCCUGCGCGGCCCGGUGCAGAAGGGCUCGGCCCGGUCCGGGUUCAUCCGCAUGGGCUCCCGCUUCCGAUACAGUGGGAAGACCGAGUAUCAGACCACCAAGGGCAACAAGGCGCGGCGCUCGGCCUCGUUCGAGAGACGGCCCAGCCGACGGUACUCCAGGAGGACGCUGCAGCACAGAGCUUUCAGCAGAAACCAGGAUGUGCAGAAUAACGGAGUGGACCAGGACAAAGCGACCAAGUCCCAAAUCCCGUGGUCCACCCUGCCCGUGGUCUCGGCCCCGCCCGCCGCCGCACCCGCCACGCCCGGACCGCUGGAGAUCGAAGCCCUUCCCAGGAGCCCCGGAGCCGGCCAAUCAGAGAAAAGAGGCAAACCCCUUGUGGCCGAUUUGCUGGAAACCACGGACCUGUUGGAGACAUGCAUCGAUGAGGUCAUCAGAGUUCCAGUUCCCAUGGCAACGGCGGGCCUUCCAGAGGAAGCUGGAUCCAGUGCAGUUCCUGCGACCUUCGGUGCCGCAGCGGCGGAGGAGAGUACGUCUCUCUGCGACGCGGCGGCGCGGCUGAAGCAGCUGGAGCUCGAUAGCGCCCCCAUCUCGGCCGCGUCCAGAUCCAACAUCAACCUCAACAUGAACAACCAGGAGGACGUCGUGAAGCUGACGGAGAAGUGUCUGAACAGCGUGAGCAGCAGCCCCGUGCUCGCUCCGCUGCGCCCCCCGGAGGACCUCAAGAGUAACAUCCUGAAAGCCCAGGCGGAGGCUGCUCUCAAGGGCUCAAGGGAGGAGCACAUAGUGACCGGGGAGAAGAACUGUAACGUUCAAGAGGCGGCGUUAAGGAAUAGGGGCCGCGGCGGGCGGCUGGGCAGCAGCUCCUCUCUCUCUGCCAGCGGCUGGACAGAGCGCCAGGAGUCACGAGACCUCCUGAAGCCAGGACCCCCGGCCCCUGUGGGCCCCAGCGACGAAUUGAAGGCCGAAGACCUCUUUCCCGCACUUGCCCCGAUCUCUGUCGAACCUGCUGUCGAGGCCCCACCCACCAAGGCAAAACCAGAAGACCUGGAGCUCCUGAUCGCACCCGUGACCGAUAAUCUGAUAGACUUCACAGACCCCACCCCAGUAGUGCAGUCCAAACCGUUGAUUACUCCUCGAUGGAUCGUACCCACGGCUGCAAGCGGCAUCUUUACUAACGGCCUUCUUGACCAUGACUGCUCGGGAAAGGCGUCCCCCCUCCACCCUGAAGGGGGCGCUCACACCGCCCAUCCGCAGCUCUCUCAAACUCACAAUGUGAUUGCGACCAGCACUGUCACGCCCUCGCCCAAGGAGGACGGCAUGAGAACCAAGCACCUGCUGACCACUGAGCUCUGAGACGGGCGCGGGAACGCCGCCCCCCCCCCCGUCCCGGGACACCGGCGCUUUGGGAAGGAAAAUCUGGAAUCUGGCGGGCGGCGAUCGCUGGAGACUCCCCGUCUCCGCCUUUUUCACUACAUUCCAAAAGGAUGGGAAUUUGGGAAGGAGCGUUUAGUUUUUUUUUUUUUGUUUGUUUUGUUUCGUUUAAUUUUGUUUUUAUUAAACUGUGAGCCGCUGGAUUUUCUGCUAGACAUUUCAUCUCACUGCCCUUAGAGUAGAGGGGUCAGGAAUGUGGGGGUGUUUUGGUGCCUCUGGGGAUAAGAGGAGACCCCCCUCUGUAGCUGGACACCACCCCACACAUAGUCCAGAAGGCCCCACACAUGGCCCAAAGCACUUAACCGGAAUCAGCUAACCUAGCCCUGAUCCCAGCCCCCCUACUGCUUCGUACUGUGCGCAGAAUCUGAUCUAGGAUCAGCUAACCUAGCCCUGAUCCAAACCCCCUACUGCUUCAUACUGUGCACAGAAUCUGAUCUAGGAUCAGCUAACCUAGCCCUGCUCCCAACCCUCUACUGCUUCGUACUGAGCGCAGAAUCUGAUCUAGGAUCAGUGACUGGGGGUGUGGCCUAUAUGCCUGCUCCAAAAUACCCCCCUUCCCCAUAUGACCCCACUCAACCUGAGCCUGGAAUCACUGUGGAACAGCUGCUGGUUAUCAGUCCACCAGAUGGCUGUAUUACUGGAUUGGAUCACUGGAAUGUUAUUGGACUGAUCUGUACUGACACUUUUUAUAUGGCUAGUUUUUUUGUUUUAAGUGGUACUCACCUCUGUUGCUGACCCGAUGGUUAAGUACCGACCUGUCAGUACUGCACAUAUCGCUGUGUGAGUUCCUCAGCUGGACCAAGACGCUCGUAACACUGGAGAUACACGACCACAUGUUUGGGCACAUUGAGCCCUGAACAUUUUGUUUGUAAAAUGUAUGUUAUCUACACUGUAUGUUGAAUAUCAAUAGUUAAAACUGCCUUAUUUAGUGUUUUGUAUAAUCACAUAGCUGAAAACUGUGCUUAGCAUUACACUUUGAAGAAAGCUACUAAUUUUUGCUUGGAGUAAGCCCCACUGUGACAGCUCCCAUGUAGUCUGCAACACUGAGUCAGUGUCUCCAUGUAGUCUGCAGCACUGCGAGCCACUGUCUCCAUGUAGUCUGCAGCACUGUGGGUCACUGUAGUCUGCACCACUGUGAGUCACUGUCUCCAUGUAGUCUGCAGCACUGAGUCACUGUCUCCAUGUAGUCUGCAGCACUGUGGGUCACUGUAGUCUGCAGCACUGUGAGUCACUGUCUCCAUGUAGUCUGCAGCACUGAGUCACUGUCUCCAUGUAGUCUGCAGCACUGUGGGUCACUGUAGUCUGCAGCACUGUGAGUCACUGUCUCCAUGUAGUCUGCAGCACUGAGUCAGUGUCUCCAUGUAGUCUGCAGCACUGUGGGUCACUGUAGUCUGUAGCACUGCUGGUCACUGUCUCCAUGUAGUCUGCAGCACUGAGUCACUGUCUCCAUGUAGUCUGUAGCACUGCUGGUCACUGUCUCCAGGCAGUCUGCAGCAGUGUGAGCCUCUGUCUCCAGGCAGUCUGCAGCAGUGUGCAGGGUUUCUACCCUCUGAUGGAGCGAGACGUUCAGAGUUCAGCCUCUGCGCAUUUUGGAAUUUCUUUUUUUUUUUUUCUGAACUAUGAAAAAAAAGUGAGGAAACACUCAAUGGACCGGCGCAGCAGUCAGCUGACCCCGCCUGCAUGCUCUUGUGUCUGUGUGUGUGACGAUGCACAGCACAGCUCUCGCGACACACCAGACCACAAAAGAACUGGCACAAAGGAACUCUCUCUCACUUUCAGUUUUACUCUGACAAAUGCUAAUCGCUCGACCAGAGGAACACGUUCUUGGAGGAAAGAUGUGAUGACCGCCAAAGCUGACCGCUGUAGGUUUCGGUUAACUGAACUGCAGGAGGAGCCAAGGCUUCUCUGUAAUUUCAGGUCACUGUUUAUCCUUCCCUGACCCCACUUGAACUCUCUCAACAGGAAGUCAUCCAACAGGAAGUAUUACUCAGUGCGUGUAAGUCCAUUGAAGAUGACAGUUUCAGAGAAGCAGACGCUGUGAUAUCUGGCAUCUUUCCCAGAGGAGGGCUUCACGCGGUCACGUCUUGUCAGUGGAUCUCCCUUUAAGGGCGACGUUUCCGUGGUGCUCUGCCGCGAGGCGGAGCCAGCGAUUCUUUCACUAGGGUUCUCCGCUGUGGUUCAGAAGUCAAAGGUCAACCCUGCAGCAUUCAGUCACGUCCCGGUCAGCUCCUCCCACUGCUAGACCGUCAUCUCUCUUGUAACUGUAGCAACCCGUGGAGGUCCACACAGUUCUGUCUGCUGAGAAGAUUCCAGAAUAUCUUUGUGUUGUGUUCUGGUUCUUCUUAAAUCAUCAUUCAGAGCUCAUCAAGGCCUGAUUAUAUUUUUCCUUUUUAAAAAAUUGUUUUCUCUAUGAAUUGCAUAAUUUUUAAUCGCCUGGCAAGAACAUGUUCCUCUUUUAAAGACAACAAAUCGGUCUGUAGGACUGGUGCUUGACCACGGCCACUAUGGUCAGUAUAUGGAAGUAACGGCUGAUUUUUUACAUUUUAUUUUUUUCUGUCUGUACUCUGAGGUGAGGAUUAUCUCCUAGUGAACAAUAGCACUGUUUAAGCUCUGGUUGUAGAACUUCACCAUGUAAGUGCAAUUUGCUGUAGGGCUCUAAUUUAUUUUUUCUUUUUUGUUAAGGUCACCCUGUCUCACUCUGUACAUUUAAGUGUAAUCUAGAUGUAAAGACCGCUUUAGAGAACACGGCACUGAUUUGUAUUUUCUUUGUAUAUUGAUCAAAAGUUUGGAACGUGUACUAGUAUGGUCGCAGCAAUUUUGUACAACGUAGAAUUUCUCCUAGUAAAAUGUCUUUUAGAAAUGCA